Messenger RNA from Exaiptasia diaphana, 1786 nucleotides. Its product is annotated as adhesion G-protein coupled receptor D1. Gene Ontology annotation, molecular function: G protein-coupled receptor activity. Gene Ontology annotation, cellular component: membrane. NCBI's taxonomy places the organism in Eukaryota, Metazoa, Cnidaria, Anthozoa, Actiniaria, Aiptasiidae. Gene Ontology annotation, biological process: G protein-coupled receptor signaling pathway; cell surface receptor signaling pathway. The transcript has a single exon. Bases 547 to 1596 code for a protein of 349 amino acids. The record is from RefSeq and is a predicted model, not a curated record.
GCUGCAUGGAUCACAGUUAGUUCAACAUCRAAAACAGCUUUGUCGGAACUCAACAAAACAUCUGUCCUCACUAUCUUUAGCAAGCCGUUUGGAAUUAAUGCAACCAACAUUCAGAUUCAGAAAUGGGAAUCAGUUUUUGGGAAAAAAGUUGAAGUUUUGAUACUGGAUUUGCAACUUCCAUYCAAAGAAAAAARUAGUCGAGGACCAAUAAGACAAGAUUUGAGUCUUGGUUCACUUCUCAACUUCACUCAGCCAGUAGUGUUGCGAUGGAAGCAGGAGUAUUUCACCAUCAUCAAGGCAACAGUAAAACCCAUCAAUUGCAUCGACAUYAAACGCUACAGUGUUCAAGAGUAUGCAGUAUUACCCAAUUCCAGCGUCUUUAUAAAUAGCUCUGGAGAUGUUUUGAAUUCAAGUCAGUACUACGCGAAUCAAACSACAGUCCUCAAUGACAAUAUUAUUCCAGUUGGUGAAAUAKCUGUUUGCAUACAGGCAAUAAAUCCCUGUGUAAAUGGUUCUAACAUUGCAUUGAAGAGGAAUGAAUACAUAAUGCUAUCAAACCURUCAGUGUAUAGAAAUGUGUCCAAUACMGUUUACAACCAARAUGAAUACYACACAACAAGCAAUGGAAGUGUGGUCGUGUGCAGUCAUUUCUCAAACCAGUACACGAAGUUAGAGGAGAGCAAACCACAGAGAACUGGACACGAUGUGGUUCUUGUAAUGCUAACCUAUAUUGGGUUGUCAUUAUCCGUCAUUUGUCUCGCUGUUACACUAGUAACGUACGCAUUAUUUGGCGAACUGAGAACCCUGCCAGGGAUAAACUUGAUGAAUCUGUCAUCAGCUCUGCUGGYUGCUCAWCUCUUUUGGCUGAUUGGAUCAGGUCUUGUUGCAUCUCAYARAGCAUGCGUAGCGAUGGCAGUGAUUCUUCACUUCGCGUUCCUUGCUUCCUUUAUGUGGAUGUCAAUCAUCGCUUUUAGCACAUGGAGCGCRUUUUCAUCAAGUGGUGGACCUAUAGGUGCAUCAAAAGACARGAAAUACAGAAAGAAGAGAAUUCAAAGAUCACUUGUGAUUGGCUGGCUUCCCGUYAUCGUCUUUGUCGCUAUCUGUAUAUCUCUUGACAAAUCUAAUGUCGUUUCAAUCCAAUAUGGCGGCUCCAAAGGAUGCUGGAUCAACAACGGCAUCGCUAAUCUGUGCGUCUUUGUGAUCCCUGUUGUUAUAGCAAUGCUCUGGAAUGGAGUCUUCUUUGGUCUUACAGUUARAUCUAUCCACAAAGUAAGACAGCAAGCGAGGAUGGCUACCGAACACCGUGAAAGCCAGACCAGCUACUCUGUGUACGUCAAGAUUGCAGUGUUGAUGGGUUUUACGUGGGUGUUUGGGGUGCUGGGUUCAUUUGUCUCUGUUUAYUUGAUGUAUCCAUUUGUAGUAUUUUGCACCCUUCAAGGAGUGUACAUCGCUUUCUCCUUCACMUUUACAAGUCGUGUUCUAGCUUUGUAUAAGGCAAAACUCGCCUCUCRGAGAGCAAUGGYCYMCAUGAYGUCAAUAACAAGUUUGGCUUCUGUUGGAAGGGGAAGAAGAAAUACUUUUGACACUAAAUUAUGACAGUARAAACUUGCGCUUUCAGGCGUUCUGAUCAAGUUACAUAACACGGAAAAUCGUCUUAUAUUUUAACGGUUAAUCAACACUAAAUCAAGGGAAAUAAUUAAAACCCGCGAGACAAACAGUAUUGUAUCCACAUAACAAUAGAUUAUCAAUACAAGACUUUGAAUAUGAAUAGAAUAAAGUACAAUGU